This is a messenger RNA of Uloborus diversus, 966 nucleotides long. RefSeq names its product retinal homeobox protein Rx-A-like. NCBI's taxonomy places the organism in Eukaryota, Metazoa, Arthropoda, Arachnida, Araneae, Uloboridae. The transcript has 3 exons. Gene Ontology annotation, biological process: positive regulation of transcription by RNA polymerase II. The coding region runs from base 1 to 966 and encodes 321 amino acids. Gene Ontology annotation, molecular function: DNA-binding transcription factor activity, RNA polymerase II-specific; RNA polymerase II cis-regulatory region sequence-specific DNA binding. The record is from RefSeq and is a predicted model, not a curated record.
AUGAAUGUAACUUGUGGUGAUUCGAAUGGCUCCCAGAAACUGAAUGGUGAUGGAAAAUUGGGCAGAGAGAGGACUGUCCCAGCUCAUUCCAUCGAUGCCAUUCUGGGUCUCAAGUAUCAGCAAGAAGGACAUGCGAAUAGCAAAGGACCGGACAAGUUCGUGGAAAUGCAACUGAAGGACAAGAUCAGUCCGAUGCAGUUUUUCCAGAACGAAGAAGAAGGGAAGAGGAAGGCCAAUGAUAAAAGCUCGGAGUCCUCUUCGGCCGGGGGUGCGGACGAGUGGUUGUCCGGCGGCAAGGGCGACGCCUCCCGCCAACACAAGAAGCACCGCCGCAACCGCACCACCUUCACCACUUACCAGCUGCACGAACUGGAGCGAGCCUUCGAGCGCUCACACUACCCGGACGUCUACAGCAGGGAGGAGCUGGCGGUCAAAGUUAACCUGCCCGAAGUGCGGGUGCAGGUCUGGUUCCAAAAUCGUCGUGCCAAGUGGCGUCGCCAGGAGAAACUGGAGAACCAAAGCGCCCUUCGCGGCCUCGGUCCGAUGAGCUCCAGCCUCCUCGGCCCCGGCUCCCGGUCCCAGUCUCCCAUCGGCAACAACACGCCCCUGAUCGGCAACCCCCCGUCCGGCCACGCGCUCAGCUCAGCCACCCCGCUCCUCUUCGACCCAUGGCUUACCCCGGCCUCCCUGCUGGGGCUGCGACUGCCCGGACUCCCCGGAUUCCAGCUCCACACGGUGUACCCGAGCUACUUGACUCCCGCCAAUCUGUCGCCAGGCCAGCAACAAGUGGUGGGGGACGGAAGCAAGGCGAAAACAUCCCCGCUCAACUUGUCGGCUGAUCCGGAAGACGAGGAUGAGGAAGAGGGGGAGGAGAGAUCGAAGGAUCCCAGGAGUUCCAGCAUCGCCGUUCUGAGGCACAAAGCCAAGGAACACCUGCAGGUCAUCAGCAAGUGUCACGUGACAUGA